Messenger RNA from Amoebophrya sp. A120, 1785 nucleotides. The record is from the annotation of a GenBank genome assembly. Lineage: Eukaryota; Dinophyceae; Syndiniales; Amoebophryaceae.
UGAAAACACGAACGUAGCGAAGAGAGAGAGCGAGGAAGAAACACUCAAGAGAGACGAAACAAUGAAGGUUGUUGUACUUAAGCAAAAUCAAACAGUAACAUAAGUAACAGAUCGGUUUUCCUUUCAGCAGCAACUAACUGCUCUUGCAAUUUAACGUAGUUUGACGUUCCACAGUAGCACGCCCCUCCUGUUAAUAUCGUCCAUUUUAAAGAACCGAUGAAAGUAGCGUGUUUGCCUGUUUCUGUAUGAAAGGAUGACCGAAUCCGAAUUACGAUAUGCCUUUCGUUUUUUUUUUGAGAUAAAAUGAAAAACCCGUCGAGUCUUCUUUCUCUGUUGACAAAUAUGCAGCGUCCCGUCCCUGGUGCUCGUUUUCACUAGCGAUUUGAUUUUGUCGCAACCGACAAAGCGAGUAUGUUUGUUGUUUUCCCCUGAGACAGUACCUUAUUUGGAUUCUAGCGUUCGGCACAUCAUGUCCAUGACCAUGUCAGCGUCUCCUUCCCCGUUUCUCUUCUUCACCUUUUUUCAGCUCGCAACCUCUGGCAUUAACGCCGACAGUACCUGCAUGCUCACCGCAAAACGGUGCGAGCGGUUUCCCAGUUUCGCGGGGACCCAGUUUUCCGAUCGCUAUGGCGAACAGAUGCUCGGGGCGGGUGACACGCCGGCCGCGUGCUUGAGACGAGCAGAAGACUUCCACCAUUGGUGCGGAAAUGGCAGGGAUUCGGAGAAGGCAACCGUUGCGGCCACGCACGUGCCGUCGAUGCAGACGCAGGUAUAGAAUACAAAGAUACUUUCAAGAAAGCCUGUUCAUCCGUCGCCGAGGAGUAGCAUGUACUACGUGGUUAUGAUAGGGAAUACGAGCGAUCAGCAGCAUGAGUGCUUGCGCAACCUCAUACAAUUACAAACAUCCAUCAUGUUCACCCCUACUCUCCGUAUCAGAUCUACCACCCGACCGCGUGUCCCGACCUCGGUUGGUCGUUGUACCACAAGCACUGCUACAUUCACGUGUGGCGGCAGAAGACCUGGUGGGAGGCUGAGGCCUGGUGCCAGGAGCGCGGCGGGAAUUUGUGUAGCAUUCACGGGAAGCAGGAGAACGAGUUCGUGUUCACGCUGACCAAGGGUCUCACGUCCUGGAUCGGGUACGAGGAUCAGGACCAGGACCAGGAGCACAAAUGGAGCGACAACACGCCCGCGAACUACGAAAACAUGGCGAAAAACUGCACGGGCCGCGAGACCGAACCGGAUUGCGCGCCGCAGGAGACCGCGCAGCAGUGGUACGACUGGGAGGGCCACGAUAAGGCCACCUGGGUCUGCAAAAAGGAGGCGAAGUGGAACUUGGCCCUCCUGCGGAACGAAACGACGAGCUACAACUUGACCAGCUUGAGUUUUAUCAACUGGGAAGAUUUGAAAAAACCACUCGCGGACGAGAUGAUACGGCUGGACAUGAGCAGGUCGGUCGAGGACGAAAUAGAAGAGGAGGAGCUGAAACAAAAGGAGGAGGGAAUGCUGCCGACAAAAGAGGAGGUUGCAUCUUUAUCCGCCAGUAGCAAAAAACCCUGUCUCACCUGCAAAGUGUGAUCAGUUACGGUGAAUGAUAUUGUUGGAUCAGCAUCGGCUUCUUGUCUUCGGCCCUUCAACACGCAUGGCAGGAUAAUUUGUCGACGUUUCAUCUUCUUGAGACGUCGACUUUGUGCCCGUGGAAGGCUGAUAAUGAGAUGCUCUCGGUGACUGAAACUCCUGUAGAUAAUCUUUAUCGCUGCAUGCCACAAGAAACACAUACACAACUAU